Komagataella phaffii GS115 is the source of this 897-nucleotide messenger RNA. RefSeq names its product Member of the protein disulfide isomerase (PDI) family. Gene Ontology annotation, cellular component: endoplasmic reticulum lumen. NCBI's taxonomy places the organism in Eukaryota, Fungi, Ascomycota, Pichiomycetes, Pichiales, Pichiaceae. The transcript has a single exon. The coding region runs from base 1 to 897 and encodes 298 amino acids. Gene Ontology annotation, biological process: response to endoplasmic reticulum stress. Gene Ontology annotation, molecular function: protein-disulfide reductase activity; protein disulfide isomerase activity. The record is from RefSeq and is a predicted model, not a curated record.
AUGAAGUUACUAUCCUUGGCACUUCUGGUGUCUUUGGUGUCUGCGGAUACUUUCUACACUCCAAAGGAUGAUGUAAUCCAGUUGAAUGCUUAUAAUUUCAAGGAUGUCGUUUUCAACUCAAACUACUCUUCGGUUGUGGAAUUUUAUGCUCCUUGGUGUGGCCAUUGUCAGAACUUGAAAAAUCCCUUCAAGAAGGCAGCAGCCGUUUCCAAAGACUACCUUCAGGUGGCCGCAAUUGACUGCGAUGCUGCCGAAAACAAGAAGCUUUGCUCUGAUUACCGUAUUCAAGGAUUUCCUACGAUCAUGGUUUUCAGACCCCCCAAGUUUGAUCCCACAUCAAGCACCAAUAGAAGAUCUGGUGCUCAUGCUAAUGAGGUAUACAGUGGUGCUAGAGAUACUAAGUCAAUUGUUGAGUUUGGAGUGUCUCGUAUAAAGAACUACGUCAAGCGAGUGUCACCCAAUAAUAUUAACCAAACCCUGGGAAAUUCUGAGAAGACCCAGCUUCUACUUGUGACAGAUAAGGCCAAACCUAGUGCUCUGAUAAAGUCAAUUGCCUUAGACUUUUUGAAUGACAUAGAGUCUUUUUACUAUCCUUUCAACGACAAAACGAAGAAAGCAUUGACUACACGAUUAGAGGAGUAUCAACAAUCGUUUUCUGGAGAGAGCAUAACUUCGCCUUCGAUUUUGGUGCUACAUGAAAAUGAAAUCCACAUUUUUGAUGGGAAACUGGAUAAGCUGAGCAUUAGCAAGUUUUUAGCCGAGUUUUCAACUCCCCUGGAAGGACCUCUCAGUAAGAGAGGUAAGUUUCUAGAGCACAUUCGCAGGGGAAUUAAACCCGGAAGAAAAGCGAAGAAGGGCAAGAAGGGCAAGCAAACCAAAAAUCACGACGAAUUAUAG